AGGUGAAAGCUGAGCGACCAUGCGUGAAAUAGUGCAUCUUCAGGCCGGCCAGUGCGGCAAUCAGAUCGGAGCGAAGUUUUGGGAAGUGAUCUCGGACGAGCACGGGAUCGAUCCGACCGGCACGUAUCACGGCGACUCGGACCUGCAGCUCGAGCGGAUAAACGUCUACUACAACGAGGCGAGCGGCGGCAAGUAUGUGCCGCGCGCGAUCUUGGUCGACCUCGAGCCCGGGACGAUGGACGCGGUGCGGUCGGGUCCGUUCGGCCAGAUAUUCCGGCCGGACAACUUUGUGUUCGGUCAGAGCGGCGCCGGCAACAACUGGGCCAAGGGCCACUACACCGAGGGCGCCGAGCUGGUCGACUCCGUCCUGGACGUGGUGCGCAAAGAGGCCGAGAGCUGCGACUGCCUGCAGGGAUUUCAGCUUACGCACUCGCUGGGCGGCGGUACCGGCGCCGGUAUGGGCACUUUGCUCAUCUCCAAGAUACGCGAGGAGUAUCCCGACAGGAUCAUGAUGACGUUCAGCGUGGUGCCGUCACCGAAGGUAUCGGACACCGUAGUCGAGCCCUACAACUGCACCCUGUCGGUGCAUCAGCUGGUGGAGAAUACGGACGAGUCGUAUUGCAUCGACAACGAAGCGCUCUACGACAUAUGCUUCAGGACCCUGAAGCUGACGACGCCGACGUACGGCGACCUGAAUCACCUGGUGAGCGCGACCCUGAGCGGCGUCACCACCUGCCUGAGAUUCCCCGGCCAGCUGAACGCCGAUCUGCGAAAGCUCGCCGUCAACAUGGUGCCCUUUCCCCGGCUGCACUUCUUCAUCCCCGGUUUCGCUCCCCUGACCUCCAGGGGCUCGCAGCAAUACCGGGCGCUGACGGUGCCCGAGCUGACCCAGCAAAUGUUCGACGCGAAGAACAUGAUGGCGGCGUGCGACCCGCGACACGGCCGGUACCUGACGGUGGCCGCGGUCUUCCGCGGCAGGAUGUCGAUGAAGGAGGUGGACGAGCAGAUGCUGAAUAUCCAGAACAAGAACAGCAGCUACUUCGUCGAGUGGAUACCGAGCAACGUGAAGACCGCCGUUUGCGACAUACCGCCGCGGGGCCUGAAAAUGUCCGCUACUUUCAUCGGCAAUUCCACGGCUAUUCAGGAAUUGUUCAAGCGAGUGUCCGAGCAAUUCACCGCGAUGUUCCGGCGCAAGGCCUUCCUCCACUGGUACACCGGCGAGGGUAUGGACGACAUGGAGUUCACCGAGGCCGAGAGCAAUAUGAACGACCUCGUGUCCGAGUACCAGCAGUAUCAAGAGGCCACCGCCGAGGAGGAGGGCGAGUUCGACGAGGAGGAAGAGGGCGAGGAGAAGUGAUCGUCCCAUCUUCCGCGGGAUGAUGUUUAUCGAGUGGUCGCUACACACCUGCUGCCCUUCCACUUCGCGCUACUACUAUCUCUCUCUCUCUCUCUCUCUCU
Molecule: messenger RNA, 1458 nt
Organism: Dinoponera quadriceps
Lineage: Eukaryota; Metazoa; Arthropoda; Insecta; Hymenoptera; Formicidae
Product: tubulin beta chain
Exons: 5
Coding region: 20-1357 (445 amino acids)
Biological process (GO): mitotic cell cycle; microtubule cytoskeleton organization
Cellular component (GO): cytoplasm; microtubule
Molecular function (GO): structural constituent of cytoskeleton; GTP binding; GTPase activity
Source: RefSeq, a predicted model, not a curated record